Messenger RNA from Colossoma macropomum (tambaqui), 5223 nucleotides. RefSeq names its product sterile alpha motif domain-containing protein 9-like. Bases 353 to 4591 code for a protein of 1412 amino acids. Gene Ontology annotation, cellular component: cytoplasm. Gene Ontology annotation, molecular function: protein binding. The record is from RefSeq and is a predicted model, not a curated record. NCBI's taxonomy places the organism in Eukaryota, Metazoa, Chordata, Actinopteri, Characiformes, Serrasalmidae. The transcript has 4 exons.
CCACUUAAUUUGAGUUGGUAAGAGCAAAAACUGCCCCACCACAAAAAGAAACUACUUACUCUGUAAUGUAAGCCUUUCACUUUAAGAGCAAUGAAACUUGAGACAUCAGACUACCUCCACCCACAGUCAUAUCAGUGACACAGGCACUGACAGGAUUUCCUUAUUCCAACAACGAAACUUAACAAACAUUAUCAUCCUAUAUUACAAAGUUUUCUUUUGUUGUGCAUCUAUAAGCUUGCUUUUAAUAUGGAAUUACUUAUUAUAGGCAUUGUUUCUGAUGGACAACUUGAGGGCUAGGGCUGGAAUGGGUGUGCUUUGAGCUGGCUACUCUAAAUGACUGAACAAAGCUACCAUGUCUGACUACAAACAUCAUCCAAUUGAAAAAUGGACAAAGGAGCAUGUUCAAGCAUGGCUUUGUAAAACUGUUCAAGUCAAGCAGAAAUAUGCAGACAUGUUUGUUAAGCAGGAAAUAUCAGGUGAAUGCCUACUAUGCUUUGAAAAGCAGGAUAUAGUAGACAUGGGAAUAGAAUAUGGCCCAGCUGUUAAGAUCUGGUCACAACUAAAGAAACAGAAGGCACUGUCAAACACUGCAGCAUCCUGCAAACAAAAGAAGCAGAGACAAACAAGCAGCACACCUGAAGCAGAUGCCUCCACUAAGACAGUGAGUCCUCCACAAAGACAUCCUAUUCAGAGAGCAGAAAGAGACAAUCAGAUGCCAAGUAUUUUUACAUUACUUCUUCAUUGUCUGGAGGAUCUCACAGAUGAAGACUUUAAGAAGUUCAGAAGAUACCUAAAGGAACCUAUACUGAAUGAGUGCAACACGAUUCCUACAUGUCAGUUGGAGAACAAAGAAAGAACAAACAUUGCUGACUUAAUUAUAGAAUAUCAUGGGGAAGAAAAUGCCCUGAAAAUCACCGUCUGUAUACUGAAGAAGCUUCCACGGAAUGACCUUGUGGAAAGCCUUACAAAAAAUGUUGACCAACUCCAAGUUUCAACAACAGACUCAAAGAGAGAAGUGAAAAGGGAAACAAAUCAGGGUGAAAAGCUCAAGAACCUGCUGACAUGUGGAGCAUCAACACUGGGUCACUACAGCCAUUUUAUCAUCAUCAUGAACAAAAGUGAUCCUGACCAGCUUGAACAUCUACAGUUCCUUUGCAAACUAAAUUUGUUUUGUGUUUUGGACUUUGAUCCUAGUUCAAACACUAAUGGUACAUGCAAACUGUACAGAGAAUCCCGUCAUGCAAACCUGCAUUUCCCAGACCUUUUCCAGGGGGAGCCAAGUGCAGUGAUCAAAAAUCUAAACCUCUACAACCAGACCAGUUGGGUGUUUUGCAAUGGAAGGCUAGAUGUGAACUCUGAAUCUAACAGACAUCUUGACUACCAAAGCUGGUUGAGAAUAACUCAUAGGGAAAUAGAGCAAAUGGUUUCAUUUAUCUACAGACCUGAAGUCCUUCCUGGUAGGAGAUGUCUUGUGAUAUUCCUUCUGCUUUCUACUGUCCAGUCAGAGAAAGACCCCAUUUUUGAUACAUUCAUGACAUUUCACAGGCAGUGUGGAGGGGAGGAGAACAUCAUCCAUAUUUGUAAAAAUGAGCACACAUUUGAAAAAUGGCAAAAUCUCAUUCAAAAGAAGUAUGAGUUUGAUCUCAACAAACAGUCCAUUUAUGAGUUGGACUUGAGCCAAGUUAAUGGACUAAUAAUGAAACUGGGACCACACUCUCAACCCUGUGAAAAGUUGCUGCCAUCAGCUGGCUCUAGUUAUGUCAUUCUGCAACAGAAGGAUGCAGAUAGAAUGACUACGUUAGACAUUUUGUGUGCAAAUGAAUGUGACAAUGUUCAGGUUGAAAACAGCUCUGAAUUUCAAAACUUAAAACUUGAGGUUGAGGAAGAAUUCUAUAGAGGGGGAGAAGUCAAGUGGUUGAACUUCUACUUCUCGGAGAAACAAAAAGCAAAGCCAUUCAUCAAACGAGACAAAUAUGAAGCUGUGAUGACAAUGGUAACAUCUCAGAUUAAGCGUCCUAAAAGCACAUGUGUCCUGGUGAAUCUUUUUCACCAUCCUGGAUGUGGAGGUACAACUUUAGCAAAGCAUGUGAUGUGGGACCUUAGAAAUCAGUUAAGGUGUGCAGUUCUGAAGGACAGCUCUUCAGAUGAUCAGGUGGCCUCGCAAAUAAUGGACCUAAUGAAGCACGGGAAAAGUGACGAACCUCCUCAAACACCAGUGCUAUUGUUGGUAGAUGAUUCCAAAGACACAGAAGCUGCGGAAAAGCUGAAGAAUUGCAUUCGCAGGAAAUUAGAUGAGAAUUGUGUAACAAAGCAUGAAAAGUGUACCAGCUCACUGGUUAUCAUUUUGAACUGUGUUCGCACUCAUUUCCCAAAGGAUCAGUACAAAUGCUGUGAGACACAAAGUCAGUACAUAACAGCAGAACUAACAAAAAAAGAACAAGAUGACUUUGAAGAAAAACUGCAAGAGCUGAGAGAAAAUCAUAAAAGGCCUGAGAACUUCUAUAGUUUCAUGAUCAUGAAAUCAAACUUUGACAAGAGGUAUGUUAAAAAUGUGGUCUGCAAUAUCUUGAAAGAUCUGGACAUAGACACCAAACAAGCACAGCUCCUCUCCAUCAUGGCACUGCUGAACUCAUAUAUUCCUGACUCACAUAUUUCUCAGUCAGUCUGUGAAGACUUUCUUGGAAUGAAACCAUUGCUGUGGGGAAAAGAGACCGUUCUUGAAAGGAUGGAACCUUACUCAAAUUUGCUUAUUGGAUCAAAGGGUGGUCAGUAUGGGGAAUACUCUGCCAUCCGUAUUCUACACCAUGACAUAGCCUGUGCAUGCCUGGAGGAACUGGAUUUGACAUACAACAUAAAGAGGAGUGACAUUACUAUGGAUCUGCUGCACUGUGAUUUGUUUUUCAAAACUGGACUGGGAAAAGAUGCUUUAAUACUUUCCAUUCAGCGCAUGUUGAUUGAGAGGCAACGCAAUGUGAAAAAUGAGAGAGACACCCAGUUCUCCCUGUUGAUUGAAAAAAUCCACAAAGAUGAGGGAAGACAAAAAGUUCAAGACAUCUUCAUGAAGGCAUCAUCAAGAUAUGAGACAAGUGCUUCCAUCCCCCAAGCCUUGGCACGAUACCUGUACCUUUAUGACAGAGAUUUCUCUCAAGCCCUUGAUUGGGCAGAAAAUGCAACAAAAAUCACAGAAAAUCCAUUCACUGUUGAUACAAUAGGACAGAUCCACAAAAAUCAUUUGAAGUAUAAAAUUCAACAAGAGAAGGAACAAGAGAUGCCUCAUACUCCAGAGUACCUUGAUGCCUACCUUGAAUUGGCUAAAAAGGCAAUCAAUGCCUUUCAAAGAGCACAGAAACUGGCAAAGACUGAAUAUGAGCCUUAUGAAGAUUACCAUCUUGCGAAAGACUCAUACAACCAAUCUGCAGACAUGGGGGUGAUAGAAACAGCACUUAUAGUCUUUGAAAUGAUCAGCAGCCUCCCAUUUUUUGAAGGAGAAGAUCCACUGACAAAAAGGUACUUGCAGAGCUUCCUCAAAGGCAGCAUUCCUAUUACAAAUGUGUAUUUCGAGGAUAAUGUGAUAAAUCUUAAAUAUGUUGAUGUUCUAAAGAAACACGAACAGUUUGUUCAUGGGUUAAAGAAGCAGGCAAAGACUAGUUUUGAAUUCCUUGACAGUUAUUUUACUUACUUGAAGAGCAGAAAAUUUGAAGAGGAGUUAGACCAUCGGUGUAGAAGAAAAGUGUCAGAAUACUUCAAGGAGUAUAUUUCAGUUUUCUGCUCUGAAGCUGAAUGGUCACAAGAGCAAGCAGGUAAAAGAUUUCUUCGAGAAAACAUGGACAAUGAAGCACGCCAAAUGUUUCUGGAAGAACAGAAAGCUGACACUUUUGCUGGGCUGCUUCAACACUUGGAGAAGGAGAGUGCAGAAACCAUGGAGAAAAUAACAGAAUGUUACACAUUUUUACAUCAGCGUUUAAAGUCCAGAAAUCCAAAAUUCAAAACAAACUUCAUACUGUCCAACUUAAUCCUGCACUUCAUCAAACCCAAAUCAAAAUGCACAAUGAGGGAACAGGAUCUCAUCCAUCUUUUGAAGGAAAUGAUGCAAGAAAUAGGACUUCAGUACUCAUCUCCAGAACCUUACUACUUGGCGUUACUGUUACUUUGGCCAUGUUCGUCAACACCAGAUAUUGAUAAAAAUAUCUUACUCUAUGUCAGAGCCAUACGCAGUUCCUUUCAUCGUCAACUACCCCAUUCGUUGCGCAGGAGAGGAGCUAUUUCUUAUUUUUUGCUGGGGAACAAGUCAGGAUUGGAAAAGCUUGUUCCUAAAGCUAAACUGUACGACUCAAAAGACCCAAAAGAAAGCAACAGGCUUUGGCAGAGUGGAGAGAUCUUCACUCUGGAGGACAUCAAAGACCGCCUACACCGCGUAUAUGGAACUGUUGAGCAAGGGGAAGUUUACUUUGAGCACACUAAACACAAAAUCCCAGUGCAUCCAGCCUUGCUUGGUGCAGUGAGGACUGGAUUCAGUACAGAAAGGGUGUCUUUCUACUUGGGCUUUUCCAUGACCGGUCCACUUGCGUAUGACAUUCGCUAUGAAAGCUAAGUUCAUUGAAGAAUUGAACUUAGCUUUCAUAGUUUUUUGAAGAAUAGGAGAGUUUGAAGAAUUGAAGAAUAGGAGAGUUUACUAAUGCAAGAGUGUAGAAUUUUGUAUUCUACACUAUCUCACAGUGCCUCUAAACAUGAAGAACUGAGGACAGUCAAUGAGAGGAAAAAUGCAGUUUAGAUGCUGAAAGAAGCAAAUUCAACCAUAACACAGAAAUUAGAGACGGAAAUAUUUGCGUACCUUCAGAAAAUGAUAAAAGCUGUGCUAAUUGGCUGCCAACUGCAGAAUUAUAAAGGCUACUUAAGAGGACAACAACUUUUCACCAGCAUCAUAAAUAACAUCCCAGUUUUCAACAGGAUGAAAAGUGCUGAGAUCAUUCUGCUGAUUUCUGAAACAAAGUUUAACGCAGACAAGAAGACAUUGUAAUGGGAAGGAUAAAGUGCAGAGAAAUAAGGUGGGGGGGGAUCAACAAUGAAAAAAAAAAAUCUGUUGAUACUAUUAGGACACAUCCACAAAAAAAGUCAUUUAAAGUAUAAAAUUCAAGAAGAGAGAUGCCUUGUACUCCAGAAUAUCUUGACGCCUACCUUGAGCUCCUAAAAUAGCAAUCAGUGAUUUUCAAAGAGCAUGGAAAC